UCCAUAAAUUACGUGGACUCACUCAAGGGUCAUCACAUGCAGUCACUGAAUUGUUUAUUUCACCAUGGCGGCUAGAAGCCCGGACAAUUUAAUAUCUUAGUCCUGAUGAACGCACAUCAAUCGCUGUUGAUGGUUUUCAUUCCCGUUUCGGCUUAUUAUAUGUAAAUCCAUCGAAUACAAUGCUUGAAAACAGGCUGCUACAUGUGGAGAUCCAAUGACGAUGACACUGGUGAUAUUAUUUCACUCCUACUGUUAGAAAUAUGGUCGAAUCGAACAUUAGAAAGAUUGGCGUAACUUCCAGUGUGUCGAAUGCCCGUCACUGCCGACUGGCCCUCCGGGAAAUUGAAGACAUUCGUUUUUGUUGGGGAAUGUGCUGUGGUCCCGGCCUUGUUACUGGCAUUGUAACAUGUGUGUAUUUCCUGUUACUUCUUCCAGCAGGACUGUUUUUAAUUAUGGUAGGAGGACAAAAGAAACUAGAGAUGGUGCCGUUUGGUGUUAUCUUGGUCGUAGUACCAGUUAUAGCGUUCAGUAUUUAUAUAUCACUCAAAUGGUAUAGAUCGAGACACGGUGUCACAAUGCCGUCGUCAUCAUCGUCGUCGUCUAUGAGAUGCCUACACCAGACAGAAAUAGAUCAGAAUAACCAAAUAUCGACCAUCACGUGAUUACUGUAUGUAACCAUGGUGAUGUGACAAUAUUGUUAAAGGAUAUUUCCAUAACAGGAUCAGCUGAUGCAAGCACGAUAUCCCAUUUGAAAACAGAAAUUACUCGUACGUCUUGUGUUUCAGUCGGUUUUACCAUAUACUCGGGGUCCAAACUUGAAGCAGUUUUGAAGAAAUAAGUUCCGGCAGUGACAAAAUCGUGCAGCAUGGUAGCCCAUAGAGAUAUGCGGAGUAUUGCAAUGAAUUUUGUAUAUCAUAUUAUUAUUGUCGACUAUAAUAGUCGAUUUUAUUUGCACGAACUUUACCGGGACAAUUCCUUAUGCAAUGUAAUAUUAAAUGGUCACAAAUU
Saccoglossus kowalevskii is the source of this 1008-nucleotide messenger RNA. RefSeq lists its product as uncharacterized. NCBI's taxonomy places the organism in Eukaryota, Metazoa, Hemichordata, Enteropneusta, Harrimaniidae. The record is from RefSeq and is a predicted model, not a curated record.